AUGCAGCGCCCCGCGUACAACAACCCGCCCGCGCACUCUCCACCACUCCACCACCCCAUCCCACAACACGUCUCGACAGUCCCGCAGCUGCGCUCGCCCCCUCCACCCCAACCGCCCUCGCAACCCCAAUCCGGCUAUGGCUACGGCCAGCAAGGCGGCGGCAUGCCCCAGCAAGGCGACGGCUACGGCAUGCACCCAGCCUUCGGGGGCUUCAUGAGCGACCCGACAGCGCAGCUAGGUUUCCAGAUGGGCAAGAGCGCCGUCGACGCGGGGCAGCAGUACAUGGAGCAGAACCUGGGUCGCUACGUCUCCGUCGGCGCGCUGAAACACUACUUCAACGUGACAAACUCAUACGUCCUCGCCAAACUACGCAUCAUCCUCUUCCCCUGGUGGCACCGCCCCUGGUCGCGCGCUCCACGCCAUCCCGACCCCUCCGUCGCUGCAUCCUCGUCCCUCUACCUCCCGCCCCGCGAGGACAUCAACAGCCCGGACAUGUACAUCCCCACCAUGGCGCUGGUAACCUACAUCCUGCUCUCGACGCUGCUCGCCGGUCUACGCGGAGCCUUCCACCCCGAGCUGCUAGGCUACACAGCCACCAUCGCAGGCCUCGUCGUACUCCUCGAAAUCCUCACAAUCCGCACAGGCACCUUCCUGCUCGCCAUCUCCUCGUCAUCACAACUCCUCGAUCUAGUCGCGUACUCGGGGUACAAGUUCGUCCACGUCAUCAUCUCCCUGCUUCUAUCACACCUGACGGCUUGGAUGGGCGUAGGCGGCGCCUGGCUGCCCUGGCUCAUCUUCCUGUACUGUUUCAGCGCGAAUGCGUUUUUCCUGCUGAGGAGUCUGAGGUAUGUUCUGCUUCCUGAUCAGAGCGCGCAGGGUAUGGGUGUGGGCGGGAAUGCGGCGGCGGGGUAUACGGUUGCGAGGAGUCAGAGGAAUAGGAGGACGCAGUUUUUGUUCGUGUAUAGCUAUGUUGUGCAGUUUGGGUUUAUGAUGUGGUUGAGUAGGGUUUAGGGGGGGGGUGUGGAUGGGAAGGGAAGGGAUGGUUGGUGUGGUGCCGGUUCAUCUCGAGGACAAAAGGU
This is a messenger RNA of Dothidotthia symphoricarpi CBS 119687, 1079 nucleotides long. RefSeq names its product ER to Golgi transport protein-like protein Yif1. The record is from RefSeq and is a predicted model, not a curated record. Lineage: Eukaryota; Fungi; Ascomycota; Dothideomycetes; Pleosporales; Dothidotthiaceae. The transcript has 3 exons. Bases 1 to 1011 code for a protein of 336 amino acids. Gene Ontology annotation, biological process: endoplasmic reticulum to Golgi vesicle-mediated transport. Gene Ontology annotation, cellular component: endoplasmic reticulum membrane; COPII-coated ER to Golgi transport vesicle; endoplasmic reticulum-Golgi intermediate compartment.